Messenger RNA from Nycticebus coucang (slow loris), 6176 nucleotides. RefSeq names its product eukaryotic translation initiation factor 4E family member 3 (gene EIF4E3). Bases 414 to 770 code for a protein of 118 amino acids. Gene Ontology annotation, cellular component: eukaryotic translation initiation factor 4F complex. The record is from RefSeq and is a predicted model, not a curated record. Gene Ontology annotation, molecular function: translation initiation factor activity; RNA 7-methylguanosine cap binding. The transcript has 7 exons. Lineage: Eukaryota; Metazoa; Chordata; Mammalia; Primates; Lorisidae. Gene Ontology annotation, biological process: translational initiation.
GCCGCCGCCGCGCCUCUUGGCUCUGCCCCCCGCCGGGCCCGCCGCCGCCGCCGCCGCCGCCUCUGCCUCCGCCGCCGCCGCCGCCGCGGAGCCCCCUCCCCUCCGCCGGAGCGCGCAGCGCGGCCGCCGCCGCAAGCCCCGCCGAGGCAUCCCGCACCGACCGGGCCCGCCGGGCUGGGGGCGCCGCCGCGCCAGCUGCGGCUUCGGAGGCAACCGAGAGGGAGGCUGGGCCCCAGGACGCACGGUGGCGACAAGUCGCGUUUGGCCCCAGAUCUCUCCCUGGUGCCACAGCUGCUGAGUGUGCAUCAAAUCUGAAGAAAAUUUACACAGUACAGACAGUACAGAUAUUCUGGAGUGUGUACAAUAAUAUCCCUCCUGUGACUAGCCUGCCUUUGAGAUGUAGUUAUCAUUUAAUGAGAGGAGAGAGGCGACCGCUUUGGGAAGAGGAGAGUAAUGCAAAGGGUGGUGUAUGGAAGAUGAAAGUUCCCAAGGACAGCACGUCCACAGUUUGGAAAGAGUUGUUGUUAGCAACUAUCGGGGAACAGUUCACAGACUGUGCCGCAGCAGAUGACGAGGUAAUAGGAGUUAGUGUCAGUGUUCGGGACCGAGAAGAUGUCGUCCAAGUCUGGAAUGUAAAUGCCUCUUUAGUCGGUGAAGCGACUGUUUUAGAAAAGAUCUAUGAACUUCUACCCCACAUAACUUUUAAAGCAGUAUUUUAUAAACCCCAUGAAGAGCAUCAUGCUUUUGAAGGUGGACGUGGAAAACACUAAUUGCACUCUGUAAAGAAUUCUUUGUCCUUUGCUGAUUGGUUUUGGAAACGGUCUUAACAGGAGGGAGAGUGAAGAGAAGACACGCCGAAGCCGGUGCUGGUCACUUUAGAGUGGUUUCUGUCCUUGCAGAUGGGCAAUUAGGACUCAAAGUGUCAGGUGGGGUGGGGGGAGAUGGUGUGGGUUUCUACCGUCACAUUAUUUGCUUUAAAAAAAAAACCUUUUUUUUUAUUUUGGGCUUUCUAAGUUUUCUAUUCUUUUCACUCUAAUUUUUUUUUUUUUUUUGCCCUUUAAAAUUCCUUAUUCAGUCUAAUUAUUGUUUUCUACACUCCCCUUUCAUUGAGGCCCAAGAAAUUGGUUUCCCUUUAAAUGGCUGUGCUGUACCUAGUUAAUGAGAAUGUGAAUAAUCAUGACAAUACUGCUUUUGAAAACCACACUGUAAAGGAGGAAUACUAGCUUGGUGAAACCUGUCUUCUGAUGGUUUGUUGUGACACAUUUGUACCUACCAUGACCUGGGCAUUGUUUUUUUUUCUGUCCCAAGGAAAAGGAAAACUAUACUUAAUCUGAUUUUGCACUGACAGCACACACAUCUUUUAUUUUUCUUUUUUAAAUUUUUUUUUUGUUGUUGUUAGUGAUACAGGGACAAUAACAGUGGGGUUGCCUAACAUGAAAACUGUAAUCACAGUUCCAUAUCAGGAUAUAAAUAAAUCAAACUCUAGGUCUUUGGACCCUCUGUGGAAGUAUUUCUAACCAGAAUUUCAAUUUGGCCUUUUCCAUGAAAGGCUUAGCGUGGUAGCAAGGGAUUCCUCCCUAUAGAAAACCUGAGAUCUCUGAUUGAAAGAGGAGGUGGUAUUUUAAUUGUUCGAAUUAAGCUUCAUCAGAAGUUUUGAGUGUGUUUACCCACUUAGGACUUUCCAAAUCAAUUCUAACACGUUUUGUUAAAUGAUCCUCCUUUUCCUGCUCACAUGGUGUGUCAUCGUGAUAAUCAAUAGUCCUCCAACCUGGGCAGCUCUCUCUGCCUCUGUUCGUUUAGGAGCAGGAGGUCACAUCUCAUUUCCAGGAUGGAUAAGAACAUUCACAAAGUCGAAUGUCGAGUGUAUUCUGUACAUAUUAAUUAUUGGAAUUAUUGAUAUAUAUUGUAUUAUACUGCCAAAGAAAUCGCGAUUUUAGCAAAAGGACAGGCCACCCUCUGGAACACUGAGACCGCACAGAAUGUCUGACUUCCUUCUCUCAACUCUGUCGAGCCUCUGGCUGCUUUUGUCUGAUAAAGGGCAGGGCCUUUGGAAGAGGCCUCCUCGGGCUGGCCUGUUUUGGAGCUAGUACAUGCUCAUGCAUUUUUUAAAAGGGCGGUGCACUCAGAACUUUCAUUGCACCCAGGAUUUCUAAUUCCUUGCAGUGUUGAACUGGGAGAAGAUGGUUGGGGCUACUUUCAGCUUCCAACGUGUGUUUGUAAAUAAAAUUCUCCAUUGAAACCUUUUAACAAACUUACCACGAUAUCUUUUUAUAAAAACUCACACCCUUCAUUUGCAUUGCUAACCACAUCAAUCAUAAUAAUCAUCAUCAUAGUUUAAAACGUUUUUUUCUAAACUUGACUUUCUUCAGUGAUUUCAAAAUAAAGUAUAAGGAUAUGAGACCCUUUUAGCAAAAGCCUGGGACUUGUUUCUCUAAAUGUUAUAGUAAGUAACAUUCAACUUAUUUUAAAAUAUUCCUGAAGGAUUUUUUUAAUUAUGAAUGUGAAUUAAAAUUCUUUUUUAUAAUAUAAGUAUUUUCUGAUAGAUUAGGAAAAAGGGUAUAAUCGAAUUUACUAUAAUUGUUUUAUGUAUAUUUCCAUAAGUAAAUGGAUUUGAGGUAUUUUUAUUUUUUGAAUUUUAUUUAAACCAUUUGUGAUGAUGUGUUCAACUUUUGCGUGUGUGUAGCCUUUGAAGUUAAAAUAAAAUAAAUAGGAAUAUUAGGCUCACAUUCAUGGUUUCUAGUUUCUAUUGUUAAUAGAAAUUGUCUAACCACACAAAGUAGAUUUUUUGUUUUUUGCAGUUUUUGGCCAGGACUGGGUUUGAACCCACCACCUCCGGCAUAUGGGGCCAGCGCCCUACUCCUUUGAGCCACAGGCACCACCCCACACAAAAGUAGAAUUUUUGUCCCAGUGAAUUUCUGCAACUAUUUCUGACCCUUUGGAAAAUACCAACUGUGAGAAGGAUUUAAUUUGCCUAAUGUUAAAGACCUAUCAUCAAAAUUGCUUUAAGAGAGGAUUUUGUCAGAUUUUUGCUUUGGAAAUUGUUUUAAUUGAAUAUUUAGUCAUGAUAGACUUUGUAUGAACUAAGCUGAUUUAAUCAGUUUAAAAACCUCUCAUUACCUUCUUACAUUACAGAAGCUAAUACUCUUUUGAGAUAGAAGGAAAUAUUUUGCAAGACAUGUGACUUUUGUGUUAGGGCAUUUUACCCAUCUUGACCUCUACUGGGGAAAGUGCAAGCUUCCAGCAGAAUCCUGCUUCUUUUCAGCUAAGUCCUUGCAGCUGCAGCCUUGCACUCUCCACAAAAAGCCACACUGAAACCAAAGGGCCCACUUUCUUGCCUUUGUAGUUCCUCAGGGUCUGUGAUACAGAGCCAGGAAAUCUGAUUGAAACUAAUAUACUUUUUCUUCUCCCAUUAUUGCUGAGAUUAUCAUAUCACAGGCACUUGCUCACAUUGGGAAAUUUACACCCAUUAAAUAAGGAUAAUACCCACUUAAAGCAACGUGUCUAUAUUUCAGUUGUCCUCUGUAAGCCCUUUCUGAAGUGCCAACUUACUCAAAAGAUUUCCUCUCCCCCCCCAACUUUUCCAUAUUUCUAACACAAAAGUAUCAUUUACAGCAAAUACGCAUAUUUAAUAUAAUGUUGCUUGUGGAUACAUGGUACACUGGAUGCAGAAAAAACAUGAAAAGGAAAACACGAUUUUGGUAACCUUUGAAGAUGGAGUUGACUCUAACCGUCACAUCCCUCUUCUUGAAUUUAAGUCUUGUUUACACCAUAUACAGUCACAAGACGUUAUAGCUGAUAGAAACUUUAGAUAUAUUUGGAUCUAGUAAACAUGACAUACAAUUCACCGACUGAGCCUUGAUCAAACUCCCAUUUUGGCCACUAAUACGACUAUAUAAUCAGACAUCCUUUUUUAAAGAGUUGUUCUUUCUCUCCCUCUCACUCUGAGUGACUGAAAUGGCAUUAGGUUUUGGAGUUUAAAAAUGACCUUACUGUAUGACAGGUGGUGGCUCUUUGCUGUUGAGUGCUUAACUCCUAGAGCAGCAGUUCUCAACCUGUGGGUCGCGACCCACAGGAACUGUAUUAAAGGGUCAUGGCAUUAGGAAGGUUGAGAACCACUGUCCUAGAGGAUCCCAACUUUUGUACUGAUACAGAAUUGGGAGCCUUUGGAAUGAUCGCAUGGUGGCGCUGCCUUCCAGCCUACAGCUCUGGCUCAGCUACAGAAUUUACCCAGCUAUGUUUAUGGAAUUAUUUUCAGAGCCUACUGCUCCUUAAGCUUUCAUCACAGUCUGACUAGACAAUGUAAAAAUGAUACUUAGUGAUUUGACAUUUAGUUUCAUGUACCUAAUAAAAAUGUGUCAAAGAUAGAAUUUUCCAGAUGUGCUUAAAAAAAAAAAGACAUCUUAGGGCUAUAAACAUUUAUAAAGAGGAAGAAUAAAAUAACUAACACACAGGAAAAAUGGGAAAUAUUUCAUCAAAUAUUGCACUCAGAGAAAAAAUUAGGAUUUGAUUUUUUUUCUGAAUAUGAAACUCUCCUAUGAAAAUGUUAAGUCUCCCAUUCCCUUUUUUUAUAUUGUAUGUUUCUGUAAGAUUUCACCAAUUACAAAUGAAAGUAGAGGACUGCCUGUAUAUCAUUUAGUUUUUAAAAGAUAUGUAGAGAUCAAUUAAAAUUACUUAAGAGUUUGAAAGCGUGGAUAAUUGUUUCAACAGCUGGGAGGAGUCAGAGGGUGAAGAGGAAAAAGAUAGGGACUGAGGCGCCAUGACAAGUCCAUUUGAACCUGCGCUCCUGUACAGCCGUUAGAUUCCCCUCUACUUCUCUCAAGAAGGAACAAAUCUAAAAGAGAUUCCUACACAUCUGACUCUACUGUUCUGGUUUUGUUUUCUAUCAUUAUUACAUAUGCAUCAAAAGAUAUUAAUAGUUAAUUAUUAAUUAAUAGUUAUUAAACAAUUAGGUUAACCCAUUGAGGCCGAACAUCACCACCUUGUGUUCUAGAAACAUGACUCAAGUUUGGAAAGAAAACUCAGAGACUAUUAGAAUUUUAGAGUGAAAGGGACCUUUGAGAUCAUCUACCAGUGCUUCUCACCCCUUAGCACGCAGGAGGGUCGCUCAGUUGUUACUUACUGUGUAGUUUUCUCAACCCCAGCCCCAGAGGUCUGGGACGACUAGUCAUCUGCAUUUUUAGCGAGGGCUGCAGUGAUUCUAAUGCUGAUGGUCCUCAGACCUCACCUUGAGAACCCCUGAUUUUAUCCAGUCCCACAUACAACAAAGGAGAAAAGCCCCAUCCCUAAACUCUCUCAGGUGACCUGAUUUGAAUGUCUAACACCAACAGUCUUCUGAAGGAUACUUUGAGAAAGCCAUUAUUACUAAGACUUGAGCAAAUGAUGCUUGUAAAUAAGAACUUUAUGACUGGGACCACCGCAGUUAUAGGAGCCCAUCUCUGGAAGUUCAUAAUAUAAAGCCUUUAAUACAGAGUGGUAGCUUUUCUCUUUUCUAAAUACAAUUUCAGCCUGUUAAGAGAAAAGAAAUUAAUGUUCAGAAAAAGUAGUUACUCCAUAUGGGCAGUAACUACUUUUCUAUAAUGUCUUAUGGCAUCAGGGGUUCAGCAUCAUUGAACAAGAUUAAAUGAAUGUUAUAGAGCUAUAAAAUUGCAUGUAAAAUAACGCAAAACCGUUCAAAUGACUAUCAAAGUAGACUAGGAAUGAAUUUCCACUAAAAUUAAUUGUCACUUUCUAAGCGUAGCUUAGGAAAGCUGUUACUAAACUGCAAGGAUUCUUUAAUACUAGAAGUGUCAAAAAAAAAAAUGAAUAAGUAUUCCCCAAACCAUGUCAAUGAUAAGAAAAGUCAUUGUGAAGUCAAUAAUUGUUUGUUCAUCAUUGCUACUGAAAUGUAGAGUCCCAUUGUAUAUGUGUGUGUUGAAUGUACCUUGUUAGAAUAUCCAAUAAAAUAGCCUUUGGAUAUUCUGUGCUCUUGUGUCCUUUAGCAAUCAUGAAGUUGAACGCAUCGGUGUUAAAUGUUUUUGUUUGGGUUGCUGCCUGAGAAAAGUUACCGACUCAUUUAGUGAAGUUCAAGAUUUCUUUAUGAAAAUUACAGCUUCAAAUAUUGAAGUCAGAGAGUUUUUCUUGAACUUUGAUUUUGGAACAAGUGUUUGGGGUUUAUUAAACUGUCGCCUUUGCAUUAU